UAAAGGCGCAGUACAGUUUAAGAAAAACAAUAGCAGCGCAGCAGCAGUAGACAAGUACGGACAGAUCCUUUUAAACCAGACAAGUUAAACAGGCGGUAAACCGGAACUGGUAAGAUAUAACUGGUUGAAGACUUAUUAACGUUUUUCCUCAGCACUGUGUGGGUUCCUGCAAGGAUACUCUCCUCUGGGUUACCACUAACAAGAUGUAUCAGAGAUGAUGAACUCGGUUGUUGUGUUCAACCUCCAGGAAGCAUAAUGUGCAUUGAUCAGCGACACCGAAUAAGACUGUUAGCCACAACGGAAACAUUGUUGUCUUCCUGAGUAUAGUGUUGCAUCCAGGUGCAGUCUGUCUGUUUUGAUAUCGCAUGUAGGCACAAAAUGGAGGCUAAUACGUCGUUAAGUUGUCUGCUGGAUGGUAUGGAGCCGUGUUAGGCUUAGACUGGUUCUGUCGGACAGAGAGAAAGAGGAUAUGUCAGGAAUAGAGUGAGCUCAGCUACUGUUGGCUCCAAACUCUAACGUUAGUGAUAUUAGGCUGUGCGCACAGUCCAAACCGGAUGUUUGGUGUAAUGAACCGCCUCUACAGCCACUAAAGUAGAGGUAACACAACAUGAGCGACUCUGGGGAUCCAGCCGGUGUUCCCGCCUCCUCCGGCCGCAGCAGAGGGACCGGGCAGAGUUUGACGGCGGGCAGAGGAGCACUCCCAGGCCGGGUCAGGAGUCUGUCCUCCCCGGCUCCACCUGGAAGACUGACGUCCCUCAGAACCAGGGACCUGACUCUGGGGGGAGUCUUCAAAAAACCAAAGAAAACCUUUGAGCCAAAUGUCCACGCCGUGAGGAAAAGCAAAGACGAGUUGAAGGGAGAGAUCUCUGUGGCUCCAAAAAAGGAGAGAAGAGAGAGGGAUGAGAGGAGGAGAGAGAACAGAGGGAGGAGGAGAGAGAGGCCUCAGACUAUCCAGUCUCACUCCAUCUUUGAGCAGGGUCCCGCCGACACCGUACGCAAAACAGGCUGGCGUGGUGCUACAGACCUGCAUGACUCCGCCACCUCUCCUGUGUGUAAACUGGUGAAGAAAGAGAGGAACGUCUCAGAGGAGGAUGAAGAUGAGAUACUCAGUAAACUACAGAGGGAUGAUUUCAUAGAUGAUCCAGGUCUGAGGAAUGAUGCCAAGCUGAAACCCACCCAGCUGCCUCUGUGUCAGUCCAGUAGCUUCAAUAAGAGUCAGACACUGACAACCACCACAACAUGUCCAGAGAAAUCUCCUCUGUUCAGACCUCCGUCCUGCAGAGCUCCGAGCAGAGCGGACUACAGCAGCAGGACAGAGCUGCCCAAACCAGAGCAGCCGUCCGUGGUAGAGCUGCUGCAGGACCUCAGCCUGUCCGGCAGAGAGGAGCUCUUCUUCAUGCAGUUACCUGACAGUAUGCCGGGGUCCAGAGCGUCCGGACAGAAGGCUGACCCCCCUCCUUUAGGAUCUGCAACAGAGAAAGCUGCCAAGAAGGAAGGCAAGCCUGAAGACAAGAGGACGGCACAUCUACAAGCACAAGAGGCUGCGGGGAAGGACAGCUGUCCUGUGCUGUCCCAACUCCCAGAAGGAUUUUUGGGUAAACUGCAGAUCAGGAAGUCAGGAAAGGUGGAGCUGAAGCUGGGUCACAUCGUCAUGGACGUCUCCGAGGGAGCCGCGUUCUCCUUCCUGCAGCAACUGGUGUCUGUGCGUCUGUCUGACGGUCGGACCGGAGACAUGAUGGUGUUGGGAAACGUCCACCACAAACUGGUUUUGUCUCCUGACUUCCAGGCGUUACUGAGACAAGCUGCAACACAGCAGCAACAAGGACCCUGAUUGGCUCUCAUCGACUCCACAGAAACCCAACAACACGGCUGGAAGUCACGCACUCUUCAGCGGUUGUGUAGGAUUCCUGAUCUGAUGUUUUGUUACUACACCGACCAGAGGUCUGUACUACGAAGCCAGUUCAACAUACCCAGGAUAUCUUCUCCUUAUCUGGCUUCACUAACCCUAACAAACGAGAUCCCGCUAAGCGGUUCUACGACGGUGAAUCAACUCGGUAAAUCA
This is a messenger RNA of Sebastes umbrosus (honeycomb rockfish), 2062 nucleotides long. RefSeq lists its product as uncharacterized. Gene Ontology annotation, biological process: transcription by RNA polymerase III. Lineage: Eukaryota; Metazoa; Chordata; Actinopteri; Perciformes; Sebastidae. The transcript is spliced from 8 exons. The record is from RefSeq and is a predicted model, not a curated record. Bases 608 to 1831 code for a protein of 407 amino acids. Gene Ontology annotation, cellular component: RNA polymerase III complex. Gene Ontology annotation, molecular function: DNA binding.